AUGGCGACUCAAAGCCAAAGAGGGGUUGACGACGCUGAUGCUGGUGCUCCUGCACACGCUAGGGGUACGGGAGAGAUGGGAGAAGAGGAUUUCUUGAAUGCCUCGAUAGAGAGUGACUCGGUACUGCUGAGGAGGAUGUGGCAGAACGAGAAAGCGGCGCCGGAUAUUCUUCCGUACGAAACCGAGCUGGUGGAGCGGACUAAAGCGAGGCUAGAAGAGCUGGAGGAGAUGGUUGACGCGUUGAAGGGGGAUGGACGCAAAGCCAUGGAGAGGGAGCUUCACAUGAUGGACGUCGACAGAACCAAGUACCUGCUCAGAGCGUACCUUAGGUGUAGAAUACAGAAGAUCGACCGCUUCUUUCUGCACUUUGCUGGCGAGGAGAGCUACCACAGCCGGCUGUCAGAUGGAGAGCAGCGUUACUGCGACAGGCAGGUAGAUCUGGUGCAGGCGCAUCUGGACAGGACUGCGCUCACGCGCCUGCCACGCCGCUACCAGUCCAUCCUGAAGCAGGCGGACUCGAGCGAAACACCAGAUAUGAUCCCCACUCCCGACCUCGACACUUUUGUGUUCUGUGUGGCCACUCGCCCUCUGCCGUCUGUCCAGCUGGACCCCGA
Molecule: messenger RNA, 614 nt
Organism: Closterium sp. NIES-65
Lineage: Eukaryota; Viridiplantae; Streptophyta; Zygnematophyceae; Desmidiales; Closteriaceae
Source: the annotation of a GenBank genome assembly